Messenger RNA from Myotis daubentonii (Daubenton's bat), 2358 nucleotides. It is a transcript of the gene SRRM4, whose product is annotated as serine/arginine repetitive matrix 4. The transcript has 13 exons. Lineage: Eukaryota; Metazoa; Chordata; Mammalia; Chiroptera; Vespertilionidae. Gene Ontology annotation, cellular component: nucleus. The coding region runs from base 388 to 2151 and encodes 587 amino acids. The record is from RefSeq and is a predicted model, not a curated record. Gene Ontology annotation, biological process: regulation of RNA splicing; neuron maturation; mRNA processing. Gene Ontology annotation, molecular function: mRNA binding.
AGCCUCCUCUUCCAACGUCACAUUGUGAGAGAGACAAAACCCAGCGCGCCCGAGCUCACACGCGCACGCACACACAGACGACCCGGGCGCCUCUCCUGUCCUGGCGCCGCGAGAAAGCCAGCCUUCCCUCCCUCACUGGGGCACGGGGCUCCGCAGGCUCAGCGCGCAGCCCCAGCCAACCCAGAAGCCGAGAACGCCGGGGACAAGCCUCCUUUCUCCCCUGCCUGCCCGGCUGAGGCGCCCCACCCCCCCGCCCUGAACCCCGAUCUUUCCCACCCGAUCCCUCUAGGUUUCACGUGGACAGAGCCCGGAGCCCGGUGUGCCCCGGUUUGGAAUCAUCGUUUCAGCACUUCGGACAGCGCCCCGGGAGUGGCCCUUGGGUUGGCGAUGGCGAGCGUUCAGCAAGGCGAGAAGCAGCUUUUUGAGAAGUUCUGGCGAGGAACCUUUAAAGCGGUGGCCACCCCGCGUCCUGAGAGCAUCAUUGUCGCUAGCAUUACAGCCCGCAAGCCUCUGCCAAGGACCGAACCCCAGAGCAGCCCCAUGGUUCCAGGUCAGGAUGGGCCCUCUGCAAAGCUGAGCCAGCAUCUGGCCACGGAGGCCUCGGGCACCAGCUGGGAGAGAGACAAGGCCUGCCGGGAGCGCAGUCCUGCGAGGGCACGCAGCGCCUCCCGCGACAAAGACCGGACGCCACCACCGUCCUCCAGGGGGAAGAAGAAGAAGAAGAAGUCUGCCCGGAAGAGGAGAAGGAGGUCCCCGUCCUAUAGCCCGUCGCCUGUCAAGAAAAAGAAGAAGAAAAAUUCCAAGAAGCAUAAGCGAUGCAGGUCGUUCUCCAAGAAGCGAAGGCACAGCUCCUCCAGCCCAAAGAGCAAGAGGAGGGAAGAGAAGAGGCACAAAAAGCAAUCGCGAAGCCGGCCCCGAAAGUCUCACCGCCACCGCCACCACCACAGGCUCUCGCGAUCCCAGAGCUCGGAGUCCCGGUCCUCCAGCUGCGAGACCAGGCACCGCGGCCGGUCCCCGGAGGAAGGGCGGAAGUCUCGCCACAGGCACUCCCGCCGCUGCUCCAAGACCCUCGGCAAGGCCAGCCCCCAGGCCCGGUCCAGCCACCCGCCCAGCCAGCCCCUCCAGAUGCUCAGCCUCCUGUCGGCCAGGGGUGUAAUCACUGGCUCGGGGUCUGCUGCUGACCUCUUUACCAAAACAGCCAGCCCGCUCGCCACCCCUCGCGGACGCUCCCAGGAGUACGACUCAGGCAAUGACACCUCCUCGCCGCCCUCCACGCAGAUCAGCUCCAGCAGGUCGCGGGGGCAGAAGGAGAGUCCUGGUGGGGAACACAGCCAGGGCCUGGACCUCCACAGCGGCAACACCUCUGAUUCAGGGAACUCCUUCACCACCUCCUCGCCCCAGAACAAGGGGCCAGCUCCGGACAAUCUCUCCCCCACCAGCAGGGGCAGAGAGCCAAGGGGACUGCAGUCGCCGGUGAAGAAGUCCAGUGCCGUCCCGCCCACGGCCCAGAGCUCCCCCAGAAGAGGGUGCGCCCGCAGCUCCUCCCAUGCCAGCACCCGGUCCUCCAGCCACUCCUCCGGGUCCCCCAGCCCCAGGGCCUCCCCCAGGUACACCCGGAGCCAGUCAGCCUCCUCUGGGAAAAGGUCCUACUCGCGCUCUCCCAGCUACUCCUCCAAGUCUGGCCCAAGGAGCCCGCCCAGCAGAAGCUCUGGAUCCCGCCGCAGCCCCAGCUACUCCCGCUACAGCCCCAGCAGGGAACGGGACCCCAAGUACAAUGAGAAGAACUCACAGCAGCGGGAGCGGGAACGAGAACGCAGGAGACGGAGGUCCUACUCGCCCAUGCGGAAGCGCCGGAGAGACUCCCCGAGCCACCUGGAGGCGCGGAGGAUCACCAGCGCCCGGAAACGCCCCAUCCCCUACUACCGGCCCAGCCCCUCCUCGUCCAGCGGCCUCAGCAGCACCUCCUCCUGGUACAGCGGCAGCAGCAGCCGCUCCGCCAGCCGCAGCUACUCCCGCAGCCGCAGCCGGACCCGCAGCCGGACCCGCACCAGCAGCAGCUCCAGUUCCCGCAGCCCCAGCCUGGGCUCCCGCAGCCGCAGCCGCAGCCGCAGCUCCAGCUCGGCAGACAGCGACUCCAGCACCAGGCGCUAAGCGAGGCCCUCUGGGAGCCAGCUGCCUGCGGGCGGGCCCUUGCCUCGGCCAGCCCCGCUCCCUGCCCACCCUGCCUUCUUGGUGACAGACAUUGAGGGCUCCUGGAAUCUGUCCUUCCUGAGCUCCUGGGAGGAGGAAAAGAGGGGUCGGCCUCUACGUCCAGCUGCUAGGAGCCUCCACCAGCGCCACCCUGGGUUCAACUCAAGC